CCAUGACUGUACAUGUCACUUCAUCCCUAAAGUCACCAACUGUACUUGGGCACGCUCAAUAAAAGAUAACCUCAAAAUAAACCGCUUGUUUUGUGUUGUUUCGUUUUUAGUGUUUUCAAUAAAUAAUACAAAAAUGUCAGAUGAGGACGUAAUUAAAAGAAGAUUAAUUUUUGAUGGGGAUGGUACGGGUGAUGACAGACGUCUUAAUUUAAUGCUAAAAAUGCUAGGAAAAAUAAUAAAUUCUGCAGACGAUAACUCCAAGGAAAACCAGCAGAUGUAUGACAAGCUUUUAGGCCAAAUAAACCUAUGUGAAUUGUCCAGGAAACGUUCGAGUUUAUUAUCAAAGUCCAAUGAAACACAGUUAACCAAAUACAUGGAAUUAUACAGUGAAUACGAGCGAAAAAUAACCGAUAUUAAACAUGAAAUAGAAAGGCAGAAAAGCGAGUUGGAAAAAUCUAAAAGGGUCAAGCAAAACAAAAUAAUGUACGACCUAUUAGCAAAAAGUAUCGAUCAGGAACCAGCUCGUAAGGAUACAAACGAAAAACUGACGUUACUGCAGAGUGAAAUUAAGGAAUUAAAUGAGGUUAGAAGGAAGUAUGAUCAGAAGUUAGACCAAAGACGUAAGCAGUUCCACAUAUUAUCCACCUCUGCUAAUAUGUUGCAUGAAAAAAUCGAAAAUGAGGAUAAGACGGAACAAAAUUCAAUGAAUGCCUCUUUGGAUGAUAUUACCAACAGCCCUGGACCUGAGCCAAUGUCUGAAUGAUAAUGAUUUGAUUGUUUUUGUGUUGUAUCUAAUUUAAAUAUUACUAUUGAUGUAGGUAUAGAUUUUAUAAUACUUACAUAAUAAAUCUUUGCUAUAAUU
This is a messenger RNA of Brassicogethes aeneus, 862 nucleotides long. Lineage: Eukaryota; Metazoa; Arthropoda; Insecta; Coleoptera; Nitidulidae. The record is from the annotation of a GenBank genome assembly.